Messenger RNA from Mercenaria mercenaria, 764 nucleotides. RefSeq lists its product as uncharacterized. The transcript is spliced from 5 exons. The coding region runs from base 25 to 720 and encodes 231 amino acids. The record is from RefSeq and is a predicted model, not a curated record. Lineage: Eukaryota; Metazoa; Mollusca; Bivalvia; Venerida; Veneridae.
UUGACUUUUCUCUGCAAGAACGAAAUGAAGGUGAUCCUCCUUGUGUGCUUAGUCGCCGCUGCACGUGCAAACUUUCUGGAUACGGUUGGUCAUGCCCUAAGCGGUGCGGCUCACACAGUUGGUGAUGGUGUUGUGGACGCUGCAAAAACUGCUGCAGGUGGUGUUGUUGAUGCGGCACAGACUGUUGGUCAUGGUGUAGAGACAGCUGCGCAUGCCGUGGCUGGAGUACUCCCAGAUGUUGCUUCUACUCUUGGAUCAACAUUUAAAGAUGUUUGGAACGUUGCUAAGGAUCCUCUUAAACAAGCUGGGGAACAGCUAUUGAAGGAAGCCGCUACAUUUGCCCUGGAACAAGGGGUAACCAUGGCUCUGGAUGCCCUCGCAGCAGGAAAGCGUGAUGUUCCAGACAGAGAGGUCCUUAAAGCAUACAUGGCAGCUGUGAUUCAAGAUGAAUACCAGAAAUGGUUGAAGGACACAGAGAACCAGGUAUUGGGCUCAAAGGAUGAGUUGAUGAAAACAAUGGGCAGGUUCAGAUUCCAAGACAUGCCAGAGGAGCUGAAGAACUACGUAGCCGAAUAUGCUAAAGCCAAAAUGGAAGGCAAAUCAGACCAGUUCAUAGUGAAGCAAGCAGCAACAGCUUAUCAGAAUGCUCUGGAAUCUCUUAAAGACCGCCUCACCAACAGAGUUCAAUCAACAAUCGCAAGUCUGGCAACUGCACAUUAAGUAUUAAACACUUAUGUAGAAAAGUGGUAAAAACUAGUCUUUUG